Messenger RNA from Gordionus sp. m RMFG-2023, 1679 nucleotides. Its product is annotated as aldehyde dehydrogenase, mitochondrial-like. The record is from RefSeq and is a predicted model, not a curated record. Lineage: Eukaryota; Metazoa; Nematomorpha; Gordioida; Chordodea; Parachordodidae. Gene Ontology annotation, molecular function: aldehyde dehydrogenase (NAD+) activity. The transcript is spliced from 10 exons. The coding region runs from base 1 to 1575 and encodes 524 amino acids.
AUGUUACCAAAAAUAUUCAAAUUUUCAAAAUAUUUACAUUCCCAAAUUCGUUUUUAUUCCAAACUAUUGCCGCAGCCCACAAGGAAUAUUUUUCCGAAAUACACUGGAAUAUUCAUAAAUAAUGAGUGGGUCAAAUCAGAAUCAGGGUCAACAUUUCCAACGAUUAAUCCUUCAAAUGAAGAGGUGAUAUGUCAAAUAGAAGAAGGUAAAGCAGAAGAUAUUAAUAAAGCUGUAAAAGCAGCUAAAAAAGCAUUUGAUAUAAAUUCACCAUGGAGGAAAAUGGAUGCAUGUGAAAGAGGCAAUCUUUUGCAAAAAUUGGCCGAUUUGAUUGAAAGGGAUCGUGCUUAUUUAGCUAGUUUAGAAACUCUUGAUAAUGGUAAACCAUAUUCCCAAUCCUACAAUGUUGAUUUAGGGCUCACUAUAAAGUGUUACAGAUAUUUCGCGGGUUGGGCUGAUAAAAUACACGGUAAAACCAUUCCAUUAGAUGGCAACUUCAUGUGCAUGACUCGUAGAGAACCGGUCGGGAUUUGCGGGCAAAUUAUCCCCUGGAAUUUUCCUUUGCUCAUGCAAGCAUGGAAAAUGGGGCCAGCCUUAGCCGCCGGUAAUACUCUCGUGCUAAAACCGGCCGAACUAACUUCGCUUUCGGCUCUUCACGUGGCCGAAUUGACAGCUGAGGCGGGUUUUCCACCAGGUGUUAUCAAUGUGGUUCCGGGUUUCGGCCCAACUGCUGGAGCUUCAUUAGCUCAACAUCCCGACGUGGACAAAGUCGCCUUCACUGGAUCUACCGAGAUAGGCAGGGAAAUCUUAAAAUACGCAGGUUCAAACAAGGAUCUUAAAAGAGUGUCUCUUGAGUUAGGUGGAAAAUCACCUAAUAUAAUAUUCGCUGAUUGCGAAAGUAUAGAUAAAGCCGUUGAACAAUCUCAUUUCGCUCUGUUUUUCAACAUGGGACAAUGCUGUACCGCCGGUUCUAGGACUUUCGUCGAAGAAAAGAUUUAUGACGAAUUCGUCAGCAAAAGCAAAACCCUUGCCCUUUCCCUCCACGACAAAAUGGGGGAUCCUUUUGAUCUCAAAACGGAGCACGGUCCUCAGAUCAACAAGGAGCAAGCCGAUAAAAUAUUGGGUUUUAUCAAAUCUGGCAUAGAUCAAGGAGCCUCAUUGCUGACAUCUAAUAAAAAUGAUUAUCAUAAAAUCCCUACUCAAAAGGGUUUCUACGUAAAACCCGCCGUUUUUAGUGAUGUUCUUGAUGGGAUGGAUAUAGCCAAAGAGGAGAUAUUUGGCCCGGUGCAACAAAUUAUUAAAUUUAAGAAUAUCGAUGAAUUGUAUGAAAGAGCUAACAAAACCAUAUAUGGAUUGGCUGCGGCGGUAUAUACCAAAGAUAUAGAUAAAGCCAUGAUGCUAGCUCAAAUUAUAAGAGCUGGGACCAUUUGGAUAAAUUGUUAUGAUAUAUUUGAUGCCGCUGCCCCGUUUGGCGGAUUUAAACAAUCCGGCCUAGGACGCGAGAAAGGGGAAGAUGGCUUGUAUGGUUAUAGCGAAACAAAAACGAUUACGAUCAAGAUUCCACAAAAGAUAUCAUAAAUAACAAUAUUUUCCAAUUAGUAGACAAUCAGAUUAAAAUUAUUUAAUUUAAUAUAUUCUGAAAUCAAUAUUUAAUUAUAUUAGUUUAUACCAAGAAAUUUAUU